GGGGAGGCCGGUCUCGAGGGCCGGGGGAUGGGAAACCAUGCACUGGGGAGAGAGCAGACAAGAUGACGAUAAUGGAACGACUCCCUCCACACCUGCCAAGUAUAAUGAAGGAAUCACUCAUCGGAGCAAAGUGCGUCCCGCGGGUGGCCAGAAAAGGAAAAGGGGCAACUCACCACGAUCGCCGAAGAAGAACAACCCCUGCUCUUUAGAGGCGAGAUUGGACCUCGCGAAGUUCGUCGGCGACGACGAUGCCCUUAUGGCUGAUGUCGAAGGUGCUCAAGGGUGCAUGACGAGGUCGAAAAGAUGGGAGUGGGUUGCAGGAAGGCUUGGAGAAAUCGGUUACUCCAGGACAGCGGAAGACUGCAGGAACUUGAAGAAAUGGGUGGAGCUGGUGAAGAAGGUGAGGGAGAUCCGGGAUGCAUGCGAAGGGUUGAGGAAACAAGCGUACUGGGACACCACCACGAAACAACGGAGGAAGCUAGGGAAGUCAGUGACGUGUGACGACACACUGGCUUCAGAAGAUUUGAGAGGGGGUGGAUCACCGAGUGGCGGCGAGGCGGGUUCGGAGGGUGUUGGGACGGAUGCUGCGGACACCGCCACCAAGACACGACAUACCUCAAGCGGGAAAGCCCGGGGGGGGGAUUCUCCGGCGUCGAUGUACAUGCCGUCGGUGAUGGAGGAGUCGACGAGGGCCUUGUGUGAGGUUUUAGACAAGGCUGUCGGCACAUUGGCUCGUGCAUCGACGGAUGGUUCGAGGAUGGUUGCCACGGAGAUCAGGGCUGUCGUCGGGGCAAUGCGGCAGGGCAAUGCCAUUUUGGAAACGCUCGUCGGGGUUAUGGCGGCAAGAGGUGCAGGGAGUGGUCAGGGAGCGGACGACAGUCGUGAUACGGACCCCUCGACAACAUCGGGAUCGACCUUGGCCAGCGCGGCUUCCAAUUCCGAUCCACCUGCGAAAGUAGGGAGCUUCAUCCCGGAUGAUUGGGCGAUGUUGACUAUCGAUAUAGUGGGUGAUAUUGUCCUCAAGCUCGUGGAGAAUCUUGCAGACGAGCACGAGCGGCGGUUGGACAUGGUCACAUGGAUGGCCGCUGUGGUGAAUGUGUCGGAGGUGGCAAUGGUGUGGUUGAUUGGCCUGCGGCUUCGUCGGCGACCACCGAUUGUCAAACUUGUUUGUCUCGCCACGUGGUGCACGGGGCUGUUGGCUGGUGUGGUGAAUGUGGGGGAGGUGGCAAUGGUGCGGUUGACGGGUCUGCGGAUUUUUCGGCGACCAGUGAGUGUCCGCGUCUUUGUCUCGCCACGUGGCACGCAACGCAUCUGGCCGGUGUGGUGAAUGUGUGCAGGUGGCGAUGGUGCCCUUCAUGAUUACUAUGGCUUCUUUCGCGACCACUUACUGUU
Molecule: messenger RNA, 1392 nt
Organism: Chara braunii
Lineage: Eukaryota; Viridiplantae; Streptophyta; Charophyceae; Charales; Characeae
Source: the annotation of a GenBank genome assembly